Messenger RNA from Cygnus atratus (black swan), 2521 nucleotides. RefSeq names its product solute carrier family 41 member 3 (gene SLC41A3). NCBI's taxonomy places the organism in Eukaryota, Metazoa, Chordata, Aves, Anseriformes, Anatidae. The transcript is spliced from 12 exons. The record is from RefSeq and is a predicted model, not a curated record. Gene Ontology annotation, molecular function: monoatomic cation transmembrane transporter activity. Gene Ontology annotation, cellular component: plasma membrane. Bases 325 to 1782 code for a protein of 485 amino acids. Gene Ontology annotation, biological process: monoatomic cation transport.
GAGCCCCGGGCAGGGCGAAGAGCCGGUAAGCGACGGGAAGGAGACGGGGACACACACACAGGGGUUUCCUCCUCCUGUAGAGCGUGGUUUUAGGGUUGCCCAGCCUUCCUUCUUCCCUCCUCCGCCGCCCAGCUGCGGUUGGGGCCUCCCAGCGGUUUCCUUCCGCUGCCCAGAUGUUGGGCAUCCCCAGAGUAGGAGUCAGGAUGCACGACGAGCACUCCAGUGUGAACGCAGGCCUGGGAAGAGAGAUGCAGUAAUGGAAGGAGAGAUUGGUUUGACACAGUGCAAAACUGAAGAAAAACUCCUUGAUUCAAGAAAGCCACCAUGAAAGGUGAGGAGGCUCGGCAGAGGAGAAAAGAGGGCAGAACUAGAAAUGGAGAGCGAUCCAGGCACAAAGCAAAGAGCAAGGGUAAACACAGAGAGAGCAGACUUGGCAGCCAGGAGGCAGAGGAUGUCUCUCUGCCCACACAGCAGAAGCUGUUGGCUGAGGAGAAGGCAUCCAUGGCAAAGUCACGGGAAGAGUCAGCCAUCGCGAUUUGCCUGCAGGUGCUCCUGCCGUACCUCCUAGCUGGGUUUGGCAUGGUCUUGGCAGGCAUGGUUUUGGAUUAUGUUCAGCACUGGGCUGUGUUUCAGACAAUUACAGAAGUUUUUAUCCUGGUUCCUGCCUUGGUUGGCCUGAAGGGUAAUCUUGAGAUGACGCUGGCAUCCAGGCUCUCUACUGCUGCUAACACUGGACAGAUGGAUGAUGCUCAGAAGCAAUGGAAAAUGGCCACGUGCAAUUUAGCCCUUAUCCAGGUCCAGGCCACCGUGGUGGGACUUCUGGCUGCCGUUGCUGCUGUGAUCCUGGGAGCCAUCUCCAAGGGCUCUGUGGAGCUGAGCCAGGCUGCUGUGCUGUGUGCCAGCAGCGUGACCACGGCCUUCAUAGCUGCGCUUGCUCUUGGUCUGGUGAUGAUUGGCGUGAUCAUUGGAGCAAGGAAAGUUGGGAUCAAUCCAGACAACAUCGCCACACCCAUAGCAGCAAGCCUUGGAGACUUGAUAACCCUUUCCCUGCUGGCAGGAAUCAGCAGUACCCUCUUCAAAUACAUAGAUAUGAAAUACCUUUCUCCUCUGAUCUGUGCUGUCUUCAUUGUCAUGAUCCCACUCUGGGUUGCUAUCGCCAAGCAAAGUCCUUCCCUUGCUGAAGUUCUGAAGUCUGGAUGGCAGCCGGUCAUUGUUGCAAUGAGCAUCAGCAGCAUUGGUGGACUCAUCUUGGACAAAACUGUAACUGACCCAAAGUUUGAAGGCAUGGCUGUUUUCACACCUGUGAUUAAUGGUGUUGGAGGGAAUCUGGUCGCCAUCCAGGCCAGCCGUAUUUCCACAUUCCUGCAUUUCUGGAGCAUGCCUGGAGUUUUGCCAUACAAGAUGAGGCAGAAUUGGCCCAACCCAUGCACCACAUUCUUCUCAUCAGAGGUGAAUUCCAAGUCAGCCCGAGUCCUGUUCCUCCUGGUUAUCCCAGGGCACCUUGUGUUCCUCUACACCAUCCACCUGCUGCAAGGAGGCCACACAUCUCUGUCCUUCACCUUUGUGAUGUUUUAUCUGACCGCUGCUUUGCUGCAGGUGGGAAUCCUGCUCUACGUGGCCGACCUAAUUGUGCGCCUGAUGUGGAGGAAGGCGCUGGAUCCAGAUAAUUUCUCUAUCCCCUACCUCACUGCCCUGGGGGAUCUCCUGGGCACUGGAUUCCUCGCCGCCUGUUUCCGCCUGGCUUGGCUAGUCCACGGCGCAGACAUGACCCUGGGGAACUGAGACGACAUGCGCUGCUCCACAUCACUCGUUCGACACGGUGCUUUCCUCCGUGACAGUGGGGUGCUUGGCGAUGAGCGCUGGGUCACCCGGCUGGGUUGGGCCUCCCCUGCUGCCCCCGCCGCCCUGCCUCUCCUCCCUGUCGUGCCUUAGAGCUGGGCUCGCCCACCCGGAGGAAUCAGCACCCACAGACUUGCGCCGUCGCAUGUGAGUAAGUGGGGUUUAGGUAGUGCCUGCUGCUCACACCCGCACCCGGCCAACGUGGCACUAAGGAGCUUUUGGGCUAUAUCGUAUUGAACGAACGUUUCGGUCGGCUUCAGACCCUAGAACCAACACAGCCUGCAAGGCGGCUGCAAAGCCUGCUGAGAUCGCUGAUCCUGCAGGUCUGAUCCUGCAGGUAUCACAACAUCUCUGUCCAGCUCUGACUUGCCAUCCAGGAAAAUACUGUAUUCGCCCCCUUUCCCUGGAGGAGGAGAGCAUCCAGGUCUUUAAACUCGUCUUCUCUCUGUCGCUCAGACGCUCAGGGUCUGACUCAGUGAGUGUCUCGCUGGCUUGUGCCCAGCAGGAGGUUAUCUAGGGAUACCACCUACCUAAGCCAGCAGCGUUGCUGUUGUCUGACCAACGAGCUGGAUUGAGUGCAUUUUGGGGGUGUAGGAGGGCUGGUUUUGUUUUUACGGUUUAUGAAAUGUCCAGUAGUUACAACGUUUAUAGAAACACACACAAAUAAAGUGGUUAAAAAAAU